Molecule: messenger RNA, 2520 nt
Organism: Oncorhynchus masou masou (cherry salmon)
Lineage: Eukaryota; Metazoa; Chordata; Actinopteri; Salmoniformes; Salmonidae
Gene: smpx
Product: small muscle protein X-linked
Exons: 5
Coding region: 779-1054 (91 amino acids)
Cellular component (GO): M band; costamere; muscle tendon junction
Source: RefSeq, a predicted model, not a curated record
GAGAAACAGAAGGAGAGGGAGAAAGAGAGGGAGUUAGUAAGUUUACCUGUUGAGAGAGGGAGAAGCCAGGGAGAGAGAAAGACAGAGAGUUAUUAGUUAGUUUACCUGUUGAGAGAGGGAGAAGCCAGGGAGAGAGAAAGAUAGAGAGUUAUUAGUUAGUUUACCUGUUGAGAGAGGGAGAAGCCAGGGAGAGAGAAAGAUAGAGAGUUAUUAGUUAGUUUACCUGUUGAGAGAGGGAGAAGCCAGGGAGAGAGAAAGAUAGAGAGUUAUUAGUUAGUUUACCUGUUGAGAGAGGGAGAAGCCAGGGAGAGAGAAAGAUAGAGAGUUAUUAGUUAGUUUACCUGUUGAGAGAGGGAGAAGCCAGGGAGAGAGAAAGACAGAGAGUUAUUAGUUAGUUUACCUGUUGAGAGAGGGAGAAGCCAGGGAGAGAGAAAGACAGAGAGUUAUUAGUUAGUUUACCUGUUGAGAGAGGGAGAACCCAGGGAGAGAGAGUUAAUAUGUUAAUAUCCACCUUCUAUUAGUCGUUAAUGUCUGGCAUCUUUUGACGUUCUUGUGACAAUUUACACCACUGUCUUGUAAUGUUAAAUCAACUGUUCAUGUUUCAUGUGUCUCUUCUAGUUGUUGUCAUUCUAUAAUCCCAGAGUUUCAUUUUGGGGCGGAGCUUUGUGUCUGAGAGCCAACCACACAGAGCAGAAUCAGGUCAGUCUGCUGGAGAGGACCUGAAAAAAACCAGGCACAGAGCACAGCAGGAGGAUAGUUGACUGACUGAACAAGCAGCAUGUCUAAACCAUCGUCCAACGUCAAAGCCCUGCAGGCAAAUCUAAAUAUUCCGAUGGGAGCGCUGCGUCCAGGUGCGGGACAUCCUGUCAAGAGGAGAGAGGAUACUGUAGACACAGAGGAGGCUCCUCCCCCAGACCCCCUGCAGGAAGCCACGGCCCUGUCGCCAGAGGAGAAGAAGCCAUUGCCAGGAUCGAUGAAGCUUCCUGGUCCAGCAGUCAACCUAUCAGAGCUGCAGAACGUCAAGAGUGAACUACGAUGGGUCACCAAGGACUAACACACACACUGCGGUGUGUCCCAACUUCUCCUCCAGUACUGAAUCAGGUGUGCUUGUCCAGGGAUAAAAUAAAAUGUGUACUGUUGGGGAUACUCAAGGAGUACUACAGGUUUCUCAUCAGACCCACACCCACCCUGCAUCUUCUACUGAUGGACUACAACUACCACACCCACCCGGCAUCUUCUUCUGAUGGACUACAACUACCACACCCACCCUGCAUCUUCUACUGAUGAAAUAUAAGAUUGACCCUGCAUCUUCUACUGAUGAAAUAUAAGUUUGCCCUGCAUCUUCUACUGAUGAACUACAAAUACCAGACUCAACAUAAAUCAUCAACUGAUAGACGACAACUAUACCAGACUACACCUAACCCUAUCAGCUACAGACAACUAUACCAGACUACACUAAACCCUAUCAGCUACAGACAACUAUACCAGACUACAACUAACCCUAUCAGCUACAGACAACUAUACCAGACUACACCUAACCCUAUCAGCUACAGACAACUCCACCAGACGAGUGACCUGCAAUAGGCCAUCUACUUCAACAAACCCAUAACUGGUUUAAUUUCCCAUGCAGUGAAGUUAGGGUUAGGGAUAGACUGAAUUGAAGUGAACUAAAUUUAACAAUAAUACAUCCAGCCCUGGUAGCUAUAGGUCUCUGUGUUACCUCAUAUAGAAAAGACUACAACCAGACUAGUUAUAGGUUUUGUUUGUAAAUUCACUCUGGAGUGCAAGAGUGCAGAAUUAGUCAGAAUUAUCUUUCAGAGCGUUUCACUCUUGGACUAAUCAGAGCUCACACUGGACACUGGCGGUUAAUCAGGGCGUUCUGACCUAACAACGGCUGUCAAGCACACAAGAUAACUGGCAAAAGUUGACUCGCUUGCUAGCUACUUCCAGACACAAAUGAAACAACACCUCACUCUGACCAUUCACCAUAGCAGAGUUGGUUAGGAUGUUUUCAUGUUAUCCAGAGCAUUGGUGACUGUAAUUGUGCUGCUGACAACAAUAUAUUUAAAUUUCUUUGCCAACGUUUACUGACACCGAUCAUAUUCAAUGGGUGCUCGUAAAUUAAUCAGUUAUUUUGGACUCUGGUAAACUCAGACGAUGAGUGCUCUGGAAUAGGAUUAGAUAGUCAGAGUGAAUUUUCUAACGCACCAAUAGACAUCAUAACAUUGCAGCUCUGUUAUAGCUCUGCUACCUUUUACAUCUUUAACUGUCAAUGUGAACAAGACACAAUCUGGAGAAUGUAUCUGGUGGACUGAUGUCAUCAGAAUGUGUAUGGUGGGUUGUGAUGUCAUCAGAAUGUGUAUGGUGGGUUGUGAUGACAUCAGAAUGUAUUCGGUGGAUUGUGAUGACAUCAGAAUAUUGUGAUGUUUUAAUUGUUUGAAAUUCCCUUAUAAUCAAAAUGGUUUCUAGGAGAUGAUGGAUUCCUUAGCAACUGUUGCAAUAAAUUAUAUAUUGAUUCUA